This is a messenger RNA of Folsomia candida, 1540 nucleotides long. Its product is annotated as cyclopropane-fatty-acyl-phospholipid synthase. Gene Ontology annotation, biological process: lipid biosynthetic process. Bases 54 to 1283 code for a protein of 409 amino acids. The record is from RefSeq and is a predicted model, not a curated record. Lineage: Eukaryota; Metazoa; Arthropoda; Collembola; Entomobryomorpha; Isotomidae. The transcript has 6 exons.
CUCGGCCAGGAAUUAUUUACCGUCACGGGUCUGGAACUACUUGGUGUUGGAAAAUGGUGCUGGACAUUCUGGACGGAUGGUUCGUCACGGUCGGCGUGCACCUUUACGACACUCUGAUCCCAAUUUUUCGAAAAGCCCGGUUCUUCCUCCUGCUCCCGUUUACCCCGAUUUUGAAAGUCAUCACGGACCAUGCCUUGUCCCGCCUCGGGGUGACGAUCGGCUCGAGUCCGAAGGCUGACCUGUGCAUUUUGGACAAACGAUUCUACGCCAGGUUAUGGGCCGACCAGAUUUUUGGUCUCGAGGAAAUGUUCGCCGAGGGGUGGUGGACUUCGGGAAACUUGGAAGUUUUCUAUGACAAGCUUUUCUCCCUGGGUGACAAGCACCGAUGGCUUUUCCGCCUCCAGAUAUCCUACUGGGAGGGGCUCUUCAGAUGGGGCGUGCUCAACACGGGGCGAGAUGGGACCAACUUCAACGCGGCGCGGGAAUACGAACUACCUGUCGAGUUUUUCAAACUGCUCACGGACAAGGAGCACAUGCAACACUCGUGCGGUAUCUACGUCAACGGGGCCACCACGUAUGCCGACUCCCAAAUCGAAAAGUUCAAACUGAUCGCAUCCAAGCUUGAACUAAAACCAGGGAUGACGCUUUUGGAUCUGGGCUGUGGCUUCGGCGGUCUCUCAAAAUUCAUGGCGGACAAUUACGGCGUGACGGUCACGGGAGUCACGGUCUGCGAGUCGAUGGCCACGCAGGCAACGAAUCACUGCCGCGGGAGUAAAGUCACCAUUAAGACUCAACACUGGAGAAGAAUGGAGGGCAAAUUUGACCGCAUUUCGAUCAUCGAAAUGUUGGAGCACGUCGGGAAACAAAAUUACGAUGAAUUUUUUACAAAAAUCAAAUCCCUUCUGAAUCCUGGUGGUCGGAUUCUACUCCAACAUUACGUCGUGGACCCGGGUAUCCCACACUUUUUUGAGUUUGCCUGUAAAAACCACUUCGGUCAGACGUACGUCGCCGCGCUGAACGAGUUCGUCACGUAUUCGACGCGCUCCUUCCGUAUCGCCAACAUGCAGGACUUUUCCUUGGAUUUGGAACAAGCCGGGAAACACUUUAUGGGCAUGAUAGAAGACAAUCGGCCAGAGAUGGAGGCCUUGGUGGGACCCAAGCUGGUCCGGGCGCUUCAGAUCACGUAUGCCGCAGCGCUGGCCGCCACCAAGUUUAAGGGUGGCCAGGUCUACCAAACCGUCCUGGUCGGAAAGGAUGACCAGAACAGAAUUCCCGUCCAGUAAGCGGAACGUUUUAAAUAUCCCGGGCUGAAUUAUUGAAAACAAAAUCGCAUAUGAUUUAUGCAAACUUUUUUCCCUACUAAUUUUGUGCCAAUGGCCCGACGUGUAACAGAUGAAAAAACGUAUUUCCGCUGGAUACAAAAAUGUCACUUGACACUAAGGACAAUAAAUAAUUAUAGUUAAUUGGAUAAAAUCAACAAAGAAUUAAUAAAUAAACAGAAUUUAAGGGUACAUAAAUAAAUACAUACAUACUUCUGCUA